This is a messenger RNA of Pseudoliparis swirei, 1700 nucleotides long. Its product is annotated as zeta-sarcoglycan-like. Gene Ontology annotation, biological process: cardiac muscle tissue development; heart contraction. The record is from RefSeq and is a predicted model, not a curated record. Gene Ontology annotation, cellular component: sarcoglycan complex; sarcolemma. The transcript is spliced from 8 exons. The coding region runs from base 244 to 1179 and encodes 311 amino acids. NCBI's taxonomy places the organism in Eukaryota, Metazoa, Chordata, Actinopteri, Perciformes, Liparidae.
CCUGCGCGUGUUAAUUAGUAGCCUGUUAGUCAGUAGUUACGGUUCUUUAAACGACUCAGAAAUACAUAUAAAAGUAAUAAUGGUGUGUUGAUAACACAACAAAUUCGGAUUUAUUUAAACAUGUGGAUGUUGGAAACAACUGUGUUUUUUUGCAGCGAGCUCGCGCACCGGGGCUUAAUUCUCUUGCGGUUAGCUUGUUACAACUUUGUGGAAAUAUGUAACUGCAACAAAUGAGACUGAAACAUGGAGCAGUCGGCUACUCUCGACAUAGAGACGCUCAAGAUUACCCAGGAGCAGUUUAUCCUCGCGUCCCAAUCCCUGCAUCUCCAUCGGCCAGGCGGAGUUGCCGUGUACCCAGUGGGUCUGUACGGCUGGAGAAAAAGAUGCCUCUACUUCUUGCUGCUGCUGCUCCUGGUCACCAUGAUAGUUAACCUGGCCCUCACUGUCUGGAUCAUAAAGGUUAUGAAUUUCUCAGUGGACGGAAUGGGAAGCCUUCAGUUGAAGCAGGAUGGGAUUCGCCUGGAAGGAAUCUCUGAGUUUCUCCUGCCUCUCUACGUGAACGAGAUCCAGUCUCGAAGGGAUAGCUUGUUGAUCUUGGGCUCGGAGAAGAACGUAACGCUGAAUGCCCGAAACGCCCACGGCCAGCUGACCGGUCGGCUCACAGUGGGACCUGAUGGCGUGGAGGCCCAGUGCCGGAGGCUGCAGGUACGGAGUCGAGACGGAAGCCGACUGCUGUUCGCUGCAAAUGAGGAGGAGGUCGUCACGACAACAGAAAGGUUCACCGUCACAGGCUCGGAAGGUGCCGUGUUCGGACAUUCAGUUGAAACUCCCCUGAUCCAGGCGAAAGCUUCUGAAGACCUGAAGCUGGAGUCUCCGACAAGGACCUUAACCAUGGAGGCCCCCAGAGGGGUGGAGGUGAGCGCUGCCAAGGGCCCCCUGAAGGUCAGCGGGCGGAAGGAUCUCCAGCUGGAGUCCACAGAGGGCGAGAUACUUUUAGAUGCCCAAACCAUCCAGCUGGGUCGCCUGCCGCUCGGCGUCUACACGGAGUCGCCCAACCAGGCCUCCGGCGAGCAGGCCGUGUACGAGGUGUGCGUCUGCCCCAGCGGCAAGAUCUACCGGGCCCCGGCCGAGACCAGCUCCACCUGCCAGGCCAUGAGCAACAUCUGCCUCUGGAGCUGACCUGGGAGCAGUGUUGUUGACGGAGGACGUCUCUAACAUCUGCCUCUGGAGCGGCGGAGCUGGAGAAUCCUCCGUCGGUACAAAGUUGAGCGCAGCCCGGCGGCGAUGGAGCUCGAACUCUAAAACGUGCAGAUCGGAAGAACCCGAGUGUUCGGCCUGCGGCGAGCGGUAGCUCUCUGAAAUCAGGAAUAUCGAAUAACGGGAACAUUUCCCACUGUUAGUCAGAGGACGCGCCCUUUAUUUUUCUACGUGAUUGUAGACAUGCAGUGACUAUUUUUAAGAUUCCGAGGGUAGAUGAGAAGAGGAACAAGGUGCCUUCGGCUUUGAAGGAACUAUUGAACCCGUCUGUCAUCAGAGAAAUCUUUUUAACAUUUGAUGUAAGACGAGUAAGCACAAUUCUGUCAUGUUUGAGAAGAAAACAAUGCAUUUGUUUCUUCUAUUUAAAAUAAGCAAUAGAUCGAUAGAUGAGUUUUUCUCCCGUUUCCAGCUAUUUAAUUUGAAAUAAAAACUGUUUUUAUGCG